AACGUUUAUAAAAUUUAACUUGAUCCUUAGCUUAAUGAAAAAGUAAGCUUCAACCUGCCUGGUGUGGGAAAGUAGCUAGGAAGCCAUGGAUGCAAAUAAUGAUGUUCUUAACGAUGGUUCAGGGAGAAAGGUGGCGUGUUUCAGGCACACUUCAAGUAAUGUUCAUUCUGUAAUUCUCCCUCCCCAGAAACUUGAAUUUGGCUUUGAUAAUCAAGACUGGGUUCAGAGAGAAGUUGAUGAGGUGUGUAGUAUGGCAGAUGAUUUGUUCGGUGAGGUGUCCAAAGCUCUUAUUGGGACUUUGGAGAAGAUCACUGUCAACAAUGGAGUAGAAGCACAAGAUUCAUGUCAUCAUCAGCAGAUUGCUCAACUGGAGGGAAUACUGAAAGAGGAGAGAAUGAAAUUUGAGGAAAUGCUAGGAAAAAUGCUGAAUGGAGAAGAUAAAGAUGGGCAGCAAGCUGCAAUCCACAUUCUUGAAAUCAAUCAUCUAAGAAGGCAAUUAGUCCUGCAAGCUUACUCCUGGGAGCAACGUUUGCUACAAAUUGCCAGUUCUCAUCACACUGCAGACUCCCAGGCUGCAAGCUCAAGUAGUAGUCAUGGGGAGGGUUAUAGAGUUUUCCAUUCUGCUUCUAGCUCAACCAUCAACGAUGAAAGCGAUCAAGAGCCCGGGAAAAACCUGCCCGACGCUCUAGAUGCUGCCUGGACGGGCAAAACCCGCCUGCAGGCUGCAGCCUCUAAGAAGAGCUCUGCAUUAAUUCUGGACUCACUACUGUUACAUCAAGAUGAGCCAAGUAGUAGUAGUAUUAUAUCAUAUGCUCUUCUCUCACCAGAUUACCAUGCUCAAAUAAUGUCUGAUGAAUCUGAGAAAGUAAUCCUGGAAUCUUCGGGUUCUGAAUCAUUUUUUUACACUAAUAAUGUUCAGCAUGCCUGCAUUUCCUUCUCAGAAGCUGCAGGCCCUGAGGGGAAAGUAGUGGAGUAUAGAGUUACUUGCUAUUAUGCAAGGCAAUUUGAGGCCUUAAAGAAAGCUUGCUGCAUCUCUGAGUUAGAUUUUAUUCGUUCUCUCAGCCGAUACACCAAUACUUUGGACAAUAAUCGCCUUAUCAUUAAGGCGGUGGGUAAGAAGGAGUUAGACUCAUUCAUCAUGUUUGCACCAUCUUAUUUCAAGUAUUUGUCUCAAUCAAUAGCUAGCAGUAGCCCAACUUGUCUCGCAAAAAUCUUUGGCAUCUAUCAGAUCACAUCAAAGAAUCUUAAAGAUGGGAAAGAAUCGAAAACCAAAGUUUUGGUGAUGGAAAAUCUCAUGCUUGGGCAUAACAUCACCAGAAUUUAUGACCUCAAAGGAUGUUCUGAGCCGCGGCAUAAUCAUCAAUAUCCAAGUGAAAACAACAAAUUUCUAUUUGAUAAAAACUUGGUUGAAGAAAUGCCAAUAUAUGUAGGAAGCAAAGCAAAGAGGCUCCUGGAGAGGGCUGUAUGGAAUGAUACUGCAUUUCUUUCUUCAGUAAAUGUAAUGGAAUAUUCGUUAGUCGUUGGUUUGGAUGACGAAAAACAUGAACUGGUGGUUGGAGUGAUCGAUUAUACGAGACAAUACACAUGGGACAAGCAACUCGAAACAUGGGUGAAGACAGCGUUGGGCGUCGUCCUUGGUGGUACCAAGAAUAAUGCAUCAUCUCCUACUGUCAUUUCUCCAACCCAGUACAAGAAGAGAUUCAGGAAAGCAAUGUCUGAUUAUUUCAGUAUGGUGCCAGAUGAGGAACUUCAAUCUGAACAUUAGUUUAUGUUAUACACUUGGUAUGUAAAAAUUAGCUUAUUUGACACUACAUGAACUUUGGCAUGUAUCAAUGUGAUGUGAACAUUAUACAGUUUGCCAAUAUCAACAUUCAGACUAUUUAGUA
Ipomoea nil (Japanese morning glory) is the source of this 1886-nucleotide messenger RNA. Its product is annotated as 1-phosphatidylinositol-3-phosphate 5-kinase FAB1B-like. Gene Ontology annotation, biological process: phosphatidylinositol phosphate biosynthetic process. The transcript is spliced from 6 exons. Gene Ontology annotation, cellular component: endosome membrane. Gene Ontology annotation, molecular function: 1-phosphatidylinositol-3-phosphate 5-kinase activity. The record is from RefSeq and is a predicted model, not a curated record. Lineage: Eukaryota; Viridiplantae; Streptophyta; Magnoliopsida; Solanales; Convolvulaceae. Bases 86 to 1765 code for a protein of 559 amino acids.